AUGGAGGAUACAAAUAAAAUUGUAAAGGUCGAGAAAAGUAAUGAUGAAACUAUACAAAAUGUCAUAGAAGAAAGUAACUCCAAAAGAGAAGUAGACUACGACGAAUUGUUGUCAGCUGCUGGAGAAUUUGGACUUUACCAAAUAUUUUUGUUUUGUUUAACGUUCCCAUUUUAUAUUUACGGCGUUUUUGCGUAUUUUUCACAACUAUUUAUGACGGAAAUCUCACCAAACCAUUGGUGUUGGGUACCAGAGUUAGCGAAUCUUACUGAAAUGGAAAGAAGAGAUUUAGCCAUUCCCCAAGAUUUAGAAGCGCCCUAUGGAUAUUCACAUUGUAAAGUGUAUGUCAGUAAUUGGAGUGAAGUUUUAGUGACGGGGCAACGACCGAAUGAGACGUGGUUGACGGAGUCCUGCCCAUUUGGAUGGGAAUUUAACAAAACUGAAAUACCAUAUCCGACUAUUUCGAGUGAUUUGGAAUGGGUUUGUGAUAAGAGUAGUUACCAAGCAACAGCCCAAGCUAUAUUUUUUAUUGGAUCUAUCUUCGGAGGAUUUAUUUUCGGUUGGGUAGGCGAUCGAUACGGUAGACUACCGGCAGCUGCUCUUAGUAAUAUGUGCGGAUGUAUCGCAGGUAUUAUUAGCAUAUUUGCUCAAAAUCUUAUUCAGUUUUCUUUUUUCCGAUUUGUAAUGGGUAUGUCCUAUGAUAAUUGUAUGAUAAUGACAUACCUUUUAGUCUUAGAAUAUGUUGCACCUAAAUAUAGAACCAUUAUCGCGAAUGUGCCCUUCGCCAUCUUUUAUACGAUAGGCGUUGUGUCUUUGCCUUGGAUAGCUCUUGCAUGUGGACAUUGGAAAACACUGAGUUUAGCUACAAGCAUUCCUAUGGCAUUAGCAAUUUUAGCUCCAUUUGUGAUUCCUGAAAGUCCUCGGUGGCUCCUCUCUAAAGGACGUAUUGAUGAAACUGUCAACAAAGUUACCACUAUUGGACGAUUUAAUAAAAAAGAAAUCCCAAUAAAAUUGAUGGAACAAUUUAAAAUGUCUGCUUUAAAGAAAGUUAAACAAAAAGAUACCAACAUUAUAGAUAUUUUUAAAUCUCGUAAAUUAAGAAAAAUAUUUAUAGCCAUGUGCUUAGUAUACAUGUGCGCUAUGGCCGUUUUUGACUCUCUAGUUAGGAGCAUAGGCGGCCUAGGUUUUGAUUUUUUUCUUUCUUUUACCCUAAUUUCAUUGUCUGAAUUCCCUUCCCUAAUACUUCUUUCAUUUAUUUUAGACUUAACCGGAAGGAAAUGGUUAUCAAUAGGAGCCUUUUCUGUAUCUUGUACAUUUACUUUAAUUAGUUCUCUUGUCAGCCCUGGGUUACCAUCAGUAAUAUGUAUCGUAAUAGCCAGGUUUGCCAUUAAUAUGAGUUGUAAUAUAUGCUUACAGUGGGCUGCAGAAAUGUUGCCUACUCCCGUCAGAGGGGCCGGUGCAUCAAUAAUUCAUAUAUGUAGUUACGUCGCUUGCAUAGUAUCCCCCUACAUAAGUUACAUGAAAAACUUUGUAGUUUGGCUACCUCCUGUUAUUAUCGGGAUUAUUGCUUUAAUAGGAGCCGUACUAGCAUUAAUUUUACCAGAGACAACGGGUAUAGAUAUGCCCCAAACAUUUGAGGAAGCUGAAGAAUUGAUUGACAAACAAAAAAUGUUUGAUAUUCCCUGCUUACGGAAAGCAAAGAGCACGGAAAAAGGAAUUAUAAAUGCAUCUUUUGAAAUGAAU
Messenger RNA from Brenthis ino (lesser marbled fritillary), 1740 nucleotides. Lineage: Eukaryota; Metazoa; Arthropoda; Insecta; Lepidoptera; Nymphalidae. The record is from the annotation of a GenBank genome assembly.